Molecule: messenger RNA, 4434 nt
Organism: Micromonas commoda
Lineage: Eukaryota; Viridiplantae; Chlorophyta; Mamiellophyceae; Mamiellales; Mamiellaceae
Exons: 6
Coding region: 1-4434 (1477 amino acids)
Biological process (GO): proteasome-mediated ubiquitin-dependent protein catabolic process; protein polyubiquitination
Molecular function (GO): ubiquitin protein ligase activity
Source: RefSeq, a predicted model, not a curated record
AUGCGCCAGGAUGCCUACGAUCACGACGACCUGGAUGAGGAGGAAUACGACGACGACGAGGAAUACGACGAGGAGGACCGCGACGAGGAGGACGAGGACCGCGAAGAGGAUGAAGAGGAAGACGAGGACGAGCAGGGCGGGGACGAACACGAUCCCUCGGGGCUUCAGGCGCUCCUACGUCGCCUCGGCGGCGGGCUGGAGGAUAUGAUCCCCGCCGCGGGCCAGACACGCGGCCGCCUGAAGGAGAUCCUCGGCGGACUCCGCGCAGAUGGCGACGACACCCGACAGAUCAUGGCGCUAAACGAGCUGUGCGAGCUGCUCGUCAUCUCAUCAGAGGAGUCCCUCAUCACCCUGUCCGUCGACGCUUUCGUGCCGGUGCUGGUGAACCUCAUGCAGAUGGAGCAUAACCCCGAUUGCAUGCUGCUCGCGGCGCGCGCGCUGACGUCGAUGGCUGACAUCUUGCCCAACUCCCGCGGCGCCAUCGUCCACUACGGCGCGCUGCCCGCGUUUUGCAGCAGGCUGCUCACCAUCGAGUACAUCGACCUCGCGGAGCAGUCCCUGCAAGCGCUGGAGAAGCUGUCGCAGGACCACGGAUCGAGCUGCCUGCGCGAGGGGGCGAUGAUGGCCUGCCUGAGCUACCUCGAUUUUUUCUCGCUCGGGAUGCAGCGCGUGGCUCUGCAGACAGCGGCAAACGUGUGCCGCCAGUUGCCUGCCAGCGACUGCUGGGAUCAGCUCUCGGACUCGGUGCCAGUUCUCACUAAUCUGCUCAUGCACGAUGACGCGCGGCUGGUUGAGAGCGCGUGCACCUGUCUGACGCUCAUCGCGGCGAACCUGAGCUCUCAGCCGCAGCAGCUUCAGGCGCUCUGCUCUCACGGAUUGAUUCCCAACGCGACGCGCCUCAUAUCCCCCUCGGGCUCGGCCACGGCGGCACCCGUCGGCGCGUCGACGUAUCACGGUCUGAUCCGUCUCAUCGGCACGUGCUGCAAGGGUUCGGCUGACGUGGCCGAGCAGCUGCUCAGAAACGGGCUGCCGGGAACCCUAAAGUCAGUACUCGCCGGCUGCAAAGUUCUCGCCAGCUCGACCGCUUCUGCUUCGCCUGCUUCACCGAUCGUGUCGGCGGAUCAACUCCUGGAGGUGACGACGUUGGCCAACCAAUUGCUACCCUCGAUUCAACCCGGAAGCGGAGCCUCUGAGUCGCCCCUUGAGUCCCUGGGCAUUGACGCUGCGCCGGAGCUGCUUCGCGAGUACGGAUCCAAUCUCACGUCGUCCCUCAUGCAGGUGGUGGUCGCGUCUGUCGGCACAAACGUCAAGCUUCAGUGCCUGGCGGCUCUUGCCAAGUUUUUGCACCACGCACCACCUGAGAUGCUCAUCUCCGGAUCGGCCGCGCUUCAGCCCGGACAGAUGGCGUCGUUCCUGGCAGGGUUGGUGUCGUCUCGAGACGGAGCCAUUGCUCAGGUGGCCCUGUACAUCGUGGACCUCCUCAUGCAAAAACUACCGGAUACCUUCAGUCGCGCGUUCAGGAAGGAAGGUACAGUCCACGCAAUUGAACAGCUUUGCGAGAUGCACGCCGCGAGCAACGACGGUUCCGGCGACAGCAAGGGGUCAAGUGGUGACAUCACCCCGCGCGGACAGGUGGUGCCGUCUGGCGUCGGAAGUGGCAGCGCUGCAUCAAUCGUUGCGAGGAUGGCGCUGACAAACUCUGGCCGGAAAAUGUCCGACACUCCUCAGCGCCGCGCUGCCAUGGAUCGCGCCGUCAGCCUACGUGCAGCUCACUUCAGCGCGGCAGCUACGGGUGGAACAGUUGAGCGUCUCCAGAGUGUGUGCGCUCCGCUCCGUAACGCCGGUCAGGACCCCUUGAAGGCGACGGCGGUUGCAAUGAAGUUUCUCAACACUCUCGACGAGGGUGAAGGAACGUCAACAUUCGAGCUUAUCGAGAGCGGUGGUGUCGAGGCGCUGAGCUCGUUUCUGACGGGCUCCGACUUACCCAAAGGAGACGGAUGGAGCGAUUCAAUUUCUGCUCGCCUGUCGGCUUUUGUGCGAGCUGCUUCAACGGAUCUCCCGCCGCGGGCCAUAAGCUCUCUAACGGAGCGACUUCUUGAAGCGCUGGCUGUAACCGAGACUUUACCCAUGCAGCUUAGCGCCGGUGCGAGAGCAGGGGCGGGAGCGGGGGCGGCAGGAGACGGGCUCAGCAUCCUUGCCCGUCCCUUCAAGCUUCGCCUGCGCCGCGCCUCUGGCGAGCGAGCGGAGCUAAAGGACUACGCUUCCAACAUCAUACUGGUCGAGCCACUAGCCACCCUCAACGCCAUCGAGGAUUUCCUCUACCCCCGGGUGCACAAGCCCCCGUCGGGUCCCGCGACGCCGGCGGGGGGAGCCUCCGCAUCCGGCACCGCGCCCACCCGUCGCUCUGGUCGGCUCGCCAGCGGCGCGGAGAGCAUGGACGCAAACGAGGAGGAAGAGGAGGACCACGAGAUGCGAGGGGACGAGGAGGAAGAAGGUGACGGCGAGGAAGACUUCGAUGACGAGGAGCUGGAUGACGAGGAGGACGGAGAGGAGGACGCGCCCACCGCGGAUGAUGUGGCGGCGGCAGCACCGCCCCGGCUGCUGUUCCGCGCGCCCGGAGUGGGUCCCUUCCAUCCGUCGACGAGCGUGUUGCAGGCCAUUCACGCCGCUGCGUUGCACGCUUCAGCCGCAGCAGAAGGGGACGAGCAAGGUGAUGGACACGAGGACGAGACUGCUGACGCGGCUGAGGCUCUCGCGGCGCUCGGAUCCGUGGAGCGUCGCGCGGCUUUGGGGGGUGUUCUCUCCGCCCUGCGCGGCAAGUUGUGCGAUCGCGAGAGCGUUGCGAACGUAUCGGAUGCCACACGAUCGAUUCUCACCGUCCUUUCGGUGUUGCACACGGUUUCAACGUCUGCGUCCAGAAUCAUCAAUCUCGGGGAGCAGGUUGAUGACGUGAAGGUGACGGCACUUUCGCUUCCAGCGGAUGCGUUCCUCAGCUCCAAGCUGGCCGGUAAGAUGGUGCGGCAGCUCCAAGACGCCCUGGCUCUUUGCAGCGGUAGCUUGCCCACUUGGUGCACCACCCUGGCGCGAGCGUGUCCUUUCCUGUUUCCUUUUGAGGUGCGGCAGCAGCUCUUCUACUGCACCACGUUUGGUCUCGCCCGCGCGCUUCACCGCAUGCACGGCCAGUCGCAGGACAACAACGGUGGCGGAGGCGGACGCGACCUCCGUGUUGGUCGCCUGCAGCGACAAAAGGUCCGCGUAUCUCGACAGCGAAUUCUGGAGUCUGCGAUGAAGGUGUACGAGAUGCCGGGCGCACAUAAGAUGGUUCUCGAGGUUGAGUUCUUUAACGAGGUUGGCACGGGAACCGGACCCACGCUGGAGUUUUACACGCUCAUGUCCAAGGAGGUUACCCAGCGCUCGCUCAAGGCUUGGAGGGACGCGCCCGUUGACGGCAAGCCCGGUCCCGCCGACGGGUUCGUGAACGCACCCCACGGAUUGUUCCCCGCACCCGUCUCUGCGAAGGACUUUGACGCGACGGUGCCGGGAGCCCCCGGCGGGAUCAAGCGCGGCGAUCUUUUCAGGAUGCUCGGUCGCGCGGUCGGUAAGGCUCUCCAGGAUGGAAGGCUACUCGACAUGGCACUCAGCCCGGUGUUCUUCCGCGCCGUUUCAGGCCGCACGCUCGCGUUGGAUGACCUCGCGGAGGUGGAUCCUGAGCUUGGCCGCACCCUGUCACAGCUGUCCGCAGCCGCGAAACGCAUCGACGCGCUCAAGAGAUCGGGCGCUGCCGAGAAGGAGUGGCGCGCCAUAACCGUGGGCGGCGCAGCCGUGGAGGAUUUGUGCCUGACUUUUACCCUCCCCGGUGACGACACCUUCGAGUUGAUGCCCGGCGGAGCGGAGGUUGCGGUGACGGCGGAGAACCUCGGCGAUUACGUCGCCGCCGUGGUUGACGCGUCCGUCGGAGGCGGCAUCUCGCGUCAGCUCGACGCGUUCCGUGGCGGCCUCGCGGAUGUACUUCCUCCCGUCGCGCUCGGCAUGUUUACCGAGCCUGAGAUUGACCGCAUGCUCUGCGGUCAGGGCCAGGCUUGGACCCCCGAGCUGCUGGGCGAGUGCAUGACGUACGACCACGGGUACAACGCCCAGUCCCCGCCCAUCAAGGCUCUCGUCGAGGUGAUGUGCGGAUACGGUCCGGAAGAGCAGCGAGCGUUCCUGCGCUUCGUUACCGGCGCGCCGCGUCUUCCUCCGGGGGGUCUGGCUGCGCUGCAGCCCAGGCUCACGGUCCCGCUGUCAUCCGGGACGACGCUGGCGGACGCCGACCUGCCCUCCGCGAUGACGUGCGCGAGCUAUCUCAAGCUGCCGCCUUACAGCUGCGUCGACGUUCUCAAGGAGCGACUCGGUUACGCGAUCACCGAGGGGAUCGGGUCUUUUGACUUGAGCUAG